Messenger RNA from Penicillium griseofulvum, 558 nucleotides. RefSeq lists its product as uncharacterized. The transcript is spliced from 2 exons. Lineage: Eukaryota; Fungi; Ascomycota; Eurotiomycetes; Eurotiales; Aspergillaceae. The record is from RefSeq and is a predicted model, not a curated record. The coding region runs from base 1 to 558 and encodes 185 amino acids.
AUGCGUUUCUCACCCCUCGCUAUCUUGGCUCUCGCCUCCGCCGCCGUCGCGGCCGAUAUCAAGACCUGGGACGAUGUCGUUGGUGACGUUCCCCAGUGCGUCAAGACCUGUCUCGGCGAUUACUACGACAACAUCGGUCUCAAGGACCAGUGCGGAAGCUCCGAUAAAGCCACUGUUGACUGUCUCUGUGGAACUUCUGCCUCCGUUUCGGAUGUCCGGGAGGACGCCUCCGAACUGAGCAAGUGUAUGCAGAAUGGCUGCGAGACCAAUGAACUUUCGGAUGGUCUUUCAAAGCUCCAGGAUUUCCAGGAACGUCUCCAGAGUCUCUACAGCCAGUGCACCGGCAAGGAAUCUUCCUCCUCUUCCUCUUCCUCUUCUUCUUCCUCCUCCUCCGACGACUCCAAGGAGACCGACUCCAAGGAUACCGAAUCCAAGGACACCGAGUCCAAGGAUGCCGACUCCAAGGACGCCGAGGCCAACGGCGCCAGCUCUCUGAUCCCAGGACGCAACGCAAUGCUCGCCUCUGGAGCUCUGCUUCUCGCUGCCAUGGCCCUUUGA